GCGUUACUCAAUCGUUGGGUGGGGCUAAGAAAUGACGUAACACGAGUCGUUGGUGUCAUAAGCAUGUGGUUAUUCCGAACGACUUCCGUAUUGAUAAGCGUACUUGGGAGCAGAGGAGUAACCCGAACAAUGUGUGCACAAGUGAACGACUGGCAAAAUGCCAAGUCCAUCUAUGAGUUCUCUGCCAAGGAUAUCGAUGGCAAUGAGGUGUCUCUUGAAAAAUACAGGGGUGAUGUUUGCAUCAUUGUAAAUGUGGCCUCCAAAUGAGGAAAGACCCGCGUGAACUAUACUCAGCUUGCGGAAAUGCACGCUUCCCUGGCUGAGAAGGGUUUACGCAUCCUUGGCUUCCCUUGUAACCAGUUUGGAGGGCAGGAGCCUGGAACUGAUGCGGAGAUUAAGGAGUUUGCCAAAGGUUUCAAUGCAAACUUUGACCUCUUCAGUAAAAUUGAUGUGAACGGAGACAACGCUCACCCUCUUUGGAAAUGGAUGAAAGCACAGCCGAAGGGAAAGGGAACCUUUGGAAAUAACAUCAAAUGGAACUUCACUAAGUUUCUUAUAAACAAAGAGGGACAAGUGGUGAAACGGUACGGUCCGACAGACGAUCCUAGCGUGGUGGAGAAGGAUUUGCCUACGUACCUGUAAUAACAGCUAAUGUCUUCGAUCACAAACGGAUCUCCCAUAUGGACUUGAGGGUUAUUUGGUGUGCGGAUGUGUGGGCCAAUGAUGCCCUGUCUGUGAACCCGAUUAUUGGGACGGACAGGUCUGAUGACUCGGCGUGCAGCUACCUCCAGACGUUUUGCUACACCACCCUACAAGACCAUAUGAAUAAAGAUUCCUUAGUGAUCUUGCAGCAAAGCAGCCAUUCCUUUCUUAUGUAAUCAUUGGUUUUGUGUAGUAUAUUCGUUAUGCUGUUUGUCUAAAGCCAAAGAUGUUAUAGUCCGCUCACGCUCCCAAACUACUGAGAAUAGCUUCACUGCAAGCAAAAGCGGUUUCUAGAUUGAAAUUUAAUUGACCAAUGUUGCUUUGCAUUCACUUGCUUGUGAGAAUCAUGGGGUCUCGGCCGUUAAUGUUUAGAUUUAUCCGUAUCCACCAGGUAGAAAUUAUUUGUCUGCUGUACUUGCAUAAUUAUCAGUGUUACUUUACAGAGAAUUAAAUGUCAAUAAAAGAUGAAUUAUA
Molecule: messenger RNA, 1176 nt
Organism: Syngnathus typhle (broad-nosed pipefish)
Lineage: Eukaryota; Metazoa; Chordata; Actinopteri; Syngnathiformes; Syngnathidae
Product: phospholipid hydroperoxide glutathione peroxidase-like
Exons: 7
Biological process (GO): response to oxidative stress
Molecular function (GO): glutathione peroxidase activity
Source: RefSeq, a predicted model, not a curated record